AUGCUUGAUAUUUACCGGGAGGGCUCGCUCCCGAGACUUUCGCCGCCGCCGCGCAAGGGCCACGUGACCAGGGAGAGCUGGCGGGCAGACCUCGAGGUGGCCCUCGCCUCUCGGCCAGGGCUCUUCGAUGCCUUCAUCUGGCUGGAUGCGCACUGGGACGAGCUCGCGACUCCCUUGGGCGACCUGCCGCGUUCUUUAGGGCGCGCUGCACCACCCUCUGCCCGAGGGUCUCGCGGAGCCACCCAAGACAUCCUGCCGAUUGCGGUCGAGGCCGUCCGGGAGCUCUCUGCCGAGAAGGUCUUGGGCCAUGGGUUCGAGGAGGCAUCCCUGGGGCGAUGGGGCGGCGGCCUCCGCCAGUGGGUCUGCUGUAUUUUGUCCGCCCUCAACUUCCAUUAUCUCGGAGCGGGCGCUGAGCCACCUCGGAAGGGCCCGGCACUGAGGCUGUCGCAGCCUCAACUCAGGCUGGUCCGGCAUGUUGCGAUGGCUGUCGUCGCAUUCGUGUCCAGCCAGCCCGACGCCGCUGGGCAGGCACCGUCGCUGAAGGUCCUCAGGAAGAAGCUCACGACGCUUCCAGUGGACUACGGGGCCUCGGGCCUGGUUGUCAAGAUGGAGGCGCUCACGCCAAGGAGGGUCGUCCCAGCAUGGCCGGCAGUGGGGUCCGCGGCAAUCCAGUCCGUUACCAAGUUCCUCGAGGGCGAGGUGCUUGAGAAGGUCGUGGAUCCCAGCUCGAACCUCCUGGACCGGGCCUUUUGGCCCGCGGCAGCUAGGAAGAGUUACGUCCGUGCUUCUCAGGGGGCCUGGGCUGACUUGGUGGCCGCGGCAUUCCAAAGGGGCAUGAUGAAACCAGUGAGGGAGGAGGAUGUGUUCCGCGGCGUCGACGGCCAGCCUGUGUACAACGGGGCCAGCGGCGUCGAGAAGAUCAAGUACAAGGACGGAGUGCGACAGGAACUCCCCCGCUUUAUCAGCAUCUUUUGCCCCAUCAACGACUACCUGACCCGCAUCACGGGGGACGACGACAAGUUGCCGCACGUCGGGCAGGUCACCCUCCUUCAUUUGGAGGAGGGAGAAGAGGUUCUCAUCGACUCCGAGGACUUCGAGAGCUGCUUCAACCUGUUCACUCUGCCCGACUCUGGCAGCGCUAUGGGCCUGCCAGAGAAAGAGUGGGUGCGCCCCGCCUUGUGCGUCGUGCCCAUGGGUUGGAACAGUGCCGUCGCCAUCAUGCAGUCGGUUGUCCGACGUCUUGCGUUCGGGCUCGCGCGGGUCUCCCCCGCCACCGAGGUGCAGAAGGGCAGGGGCCUACCCCCGCAGGACGACUUGUCCAUCCUUUACCUCGACUCGUACGACCGACUCCGGGUUGUCGACCGGGCUCUCGCCGAGGCCCAGAUGGGGGGGGAGACAGAGGAGCACGCCCGUUUCGUCAACGUGUGCUCCGAGCUCGGCCUCCCGCUGAACACGGGAAAAUCCUUGAUCGGGGCGACGGCGGCAUCCCUUCAAGGGGGCUUUCUGGACAGCUCCCGCGGGACCUUCGGGCUCCAGCCCUCGAAGGGGGCCGACUUGGUCUGGCUGGGCCUGGCGCUGCUGGCCCAGCCUCGGUGGAGCGCGCGAGCGCUCCGGCACUGGGCUGGGAAGGCUUGCUUCGCGCCGGUGUUUCGGGGGCCGCUCUACGCGGUGCUGCAGGAGGUGUUCUGGCAGAUCAAGUUGCUGGAGGCUGGGGCGGCGGUGCCGAAGGACGACGCGUUCGACGCGGUCCUGUCCUUCACCAUCUUCGCCCCGCUCGCCUUCACCAACAUACGCGCCACGCUCGAUGGGAUUGUCUCGUGCUCGGACGCGUCGCUCACAGGCGGCGGAGUUGCGGUGGCGAUGUCGUUCCGGCCGUUCGUUACCGCGGGUUCGGCUUGCCAGCCCAGCUACCGCCAGUCCGGCGAGAGCCCUAUACGGGCCCCUUGCGGCGCCCAGAUCGGCGACCCCCGCAGCGCGGCUGACCACCGAGAGAACUGCGGGAAGUGCGGACGCUGCCCGUGUUUCGCAGAGCGGUUCUCUUGCCCUCGUGCCCCGCUGACGCAGGCAGUGGCGCAGUGGGGCAUUCCUGUGCAGAGGCCCUUCGACGACGCUAUGGGCCGCGAUUUCUUUUCCCAGGAGGGCAAGGAGAUUUUGACCACCGAGCAGGCCGAGACGGCGCUUGCCUGGGAGCAUUUUGCUCCCGAGUGGCGCUUCUUGUCGAGGGCUCCUGGGCCAGACCGGGUGCGGAACGCCAGGCGCAUCAUUGGGAUCCCUGGGCUCCCGCGCACUCUCGCGUUCGAGGUGCGGCGAUCCGACGCGAUGGGCAAGAAGGCCCUCGCUUGUGCCUUGGAGCGCCACGGGCAGGGGAAGCAUUGGUGCAUCGAGAACCCGUGCGACAGCUGGCUCUGGGACUUCGCGCAGGCCAAGGAGCUAGAGGAGAAGGAGGGGGCAUUUUACUCUGAGCUCUCCUACUGUUGCUUCGGCGGCGCGCGGAGGGCCACCUGCUUCGCUCACAACUGCCGCGAGCUCCAUGCCAUGCUCCAUCGCGACGGGCCCUGCUCCUGCCCCACGGUGCCGCCUAAGGACCCGUGCCACUUCUACGAGUACCCGGGCGCGCUGUGCCAGAGUUGCGCGGAGGUCGUCGCCGGCGCGCUGUCGCGACCCGCGGUGCCACCCCGGGAGGUGGACCCUGCGAGGCGGGAGGAGGCGCUGCGUGCCCGGCUCGCCCGAGCAGGGAAGAUGUUCGUCGAAAAGGGCGUCUCGGAGCGCGUGGUCGCGUCCGUGCGUGAGCUCGAGGCUACCAUGGCCCCGGGCCAGGAGAUCGAACAUCUGAAGCUCAUGCUCCGCAAGUGCGACCACCGGGGCACUGACGUGAGGCUGAUCGUCGACGAUCCUUUCCAUUCGCCCCCUGCUAGGGUGCCGUGCCCCGCUCUUGAGUGGGAGUGGAAGACCGUGCUGUCAUGGCGAUGGCAGCACGAGCAGCACAUCAACACCCUUGAGGCGCACGCGGCGGGGACCUGGUUGAGGCGGCGUGCCAUUUCAAUCAUGUACCACUCCCGGCGCUACCUGCACAUCCUGGACUCGCUGGUCGUGACGGGUGUGCUCACCAAAGGCCGUUCUUCUUCUAAGCGGCUGAACCGCGUGUGCCGCAAACACAUGGUAUACCGCCGAGCUGUUAACGCCUUCUUCUUCUUCUUCUUGCAAGCCAGGUCCCUCGCCCUGCCCACGUCGUUGUCGGAACUCGAUCACAUUGUGUCUGAGUUCAUCAACGAGUGUUGGCAGGAAGGUGAGCCCAUCGGCUUCUGCGGCCACCUCCUGAGCGGCCUGCAGCGCUUCUUCCCACAAUGCAAGCACCACCUCAACACGAGUUGGCUGUUCUACAACAAUUGGAAUUCGACAGUCGUGCCCACUAGAGCCACGCCGUUCCCGAAGCAUAUUGUGGCUGCUCUGGCCUCCGCUGCGGCCCAGGCGGGGGAUUUGAGGUUGGCCGCAGGGCUUCUGGUUGGAUUUACUGCAUUUCUUCGGACUGCCGAGCUUUUGUCGCUCGAGAAACGCCAUGUCCGGCUCUUCCCUGAGUCCAACACGGUCUUCAUAGCAUUGGAGUCGACCAAGACUGCCGGGAGAAAGAGGGCCCGGGAGGCGGUGCACUUCGUGGACCGCGUCAUUCUGACCUUGCUGCAGCGGGCCAUGUGCGACCUUUCUGACGACGACCCCCUCGUCCGCCAGAGGGGGGGCGCCUUUUCGAGGGCAUUCCAAGCUCUCCUGAAGUUCACCCGCCUUGAGCACGUAGGGUUCCAGCCGUACUCCCUACGGAGAGGGGGGGUUUCGUGGCACUUCACAAAGGUCCAGAGCGUGGACGCGACGAUCGUACGAGGCCGAUGGCAGAACCCACGAACAGCGCGCAUCUACAUUGAGGAUAGCACGGCCGCAUUGGUGCUGCUGCAGUUACCCGCCGAAAGUGCGGAGAUUGUUAG
Molecule: messenger RNA, 3974 nt
Organism: Prorocentrum cordatum
Lineage: Eukaryota; Dinophyceae; Prorocentrales; Prorocentraceae
Source: the annotation of a GenBank genome assembly